AACCGAGAAUGAAUUAACUAUUUUUAGUACAUUGACGUAUAUGUUAACAGAAAAAUCAUUCGGCCGGCGACCGGCCAAAUAAAUUUUUAAACCGUUCAGUAAACAUCGGCGAAACAAUCGACUCCCUUAUCUACCAGGUAGAGGGGAAAACUGCCCCGAGGGGAUUAGCUAGUGUAAUUAACGAUAACAUUUCCGACGUUGACAUAACAUUACAUCAUACACACAUAGGAAUAUAGACACAGUCAUCGAUUUACAACAGUGCGUAGCGAGUUUUACAAGGAGAAAAGGAUGUGUACAACUGACAAAGUGAAAAUGAAGGAUUCUAAAUCCAAGAAAAAAAUACGAGUUAAUGUUCAUCUGACCGACGAUUAUUUUCAACUAGAGAAUCCGGCCGAUGCAGAUCCACAGUUAAAGCCACCUGAUAAAGACAGCAACUCACGGUUUCUCGAGAAAAUCGUGUUUGUGUUAACAUCUGUGGCAGUUAUAUUGCUGACCCACGGGCUUACCUGGGCUCACUGGCUGCUGCCUUUUAUUUAUGCCACAUCUACACCCAUUCUUGUCGGAAUCAAGACAAUUUGCUAUUGGAGAUACAAAUGGCAGUAUUUUAUGGUGGAUUUUUGCUAUUUUGCAAAUACGCUUACAUUAAUAUAUCUGUGGUUUCCCGGCGAAGAAGAUUUGUUUCGUGUCGUGUUUGCCCUUGCUAACGGACCUGUACUGGUUGCGGCCGCUGUGUACCGGAACUCACUGGUUUAUCACCAUCAUGACAAAAUCACAUCUUGCUACAUACAUUUUCUUCCAGCUUUACUCACUUUCAGCAUACGAUGGUUCCCGGAAUCAACUUCAAGAUUUUGGAUAAAACCUUUCAUCUCAGACACUCCCGCCUUUGAUAUUGUUUGGUUGUAUGCAGCACCUUUCGCUUUCUUCUUUCUACAUUCAGCACUGUACUGUUUGAUAGUUAACAUUGUGGUGCGACCGAAGGAGCCGUAUGUAACAAGCUACAGUUACCUCGCUGAUAAAUACGACAGACUGAAUUGUAUAGGUGGACCUUGGGGUCAAGGACUUGUUUUUUACGCUAUGAAUUGGCUGUUUUGUUUGUCCUCUUUACUACCUGCUCUGCUGGCGUACACGUACUUUCCCGUGCACUGUGCCCUUUUAGCGCUCGUGUUUCUGGUUGUCCUGUGGAAUGGAGCCAGUUACUAUGUACACGUGUUUAGUGAACGAGGAUUUAGUACAACAGAAUAAAACAAACAGGGAAGUUAUAGUGUGGACAUAAUCCAGUGAUGUAAAAAAAGGCGAACAAUCAAGUCACGUCAACGAAAUGCAGUAACCGGUAAAAUGACAGAUGGUGGAGGUAUUUGUGCAUGACAUACAUUUUUAGACUGCUUUUUGCAAUUAUUUUAUCUGGUCAUUUCUUGUGUUGAUUACAACUGUAGUGUUUUAAUACUCGUAUAUCAUGCAACAUUUGUUGCAUUAGUACUUUUAUACACUUACACUCUUGCAAAUUACACAGAAAUACAGCGUACUUAUAAACCGGAAAUAUGGAAUAAGACAAGAGGCAAUUUCAAACGUAACGGAAGCUUAUUACAAUUGCCCCACGUCCAAUUUCCACUGUAUUUGUUGAUUUUGCAGCUAGAUCUACCUCUUAGACAGUAAAGGGGAAAAUAAUUGAUUUUGAGAAUUCAAUCGAACGUGACAUUUAUUUCGACUAAGAUUUUUAAGUUGUUUUGUUUACCUAUGGCUGGUUUUACGUCGUGUUUUUUCUCCAGUAUUAAUACAUUUUGAUCUCUUAUCUGAAUUUCUGUUAACGAGCGUUUGCUUUAAUUUCGAAGACUACAUAGAUAUACAUAAUACAAUCGUUACCGUAAAGUUUUGAUCUUAAAAGAAAGCAGGAUUUGACUGUACUUUUGGCUUAGAAGCAGACUGAUCUGCCGUUUCAGCAUGAGGAUUUAGAGGGUUUGUGUUUUUACUUACUCAGUCUGUUUGAGAUUCAUUCUAAUCAACCUAUCAUCAUUUAUUGAAUUUUUGUUUUGUAAGUCAUCUUCAUCCAGUUGAUUCUUUCGGAGGUUUUAUAUAUGAAACAUAAAUCUGGUCAAGUUGAAGGUAAAAUUUGGUCCCAAAUACUUAUAAUAUCUUAUCCACUUGGCAUGUAAUCAGUUGAAAUACCUAGCCGAGUUACAUGAUUUCUAGAUAAGAAACUUUGAAGAAUGUGACUUCAUGUCUUGGUUUCCAUAUUUUCACUAACUAUAUUUAUACUGACUUUUACUUUCUUAAUCAAUUCGUCAAAAAAAAAACAA
Molecule: messenger RNA, 2294 nt
Organism: Mercenaria mercenaria
Lineage: Eukaryota; Metazoa; Mollusca; Bivalvia; Venerida; Veneridae
Exons: 7
Coding region: 289-1242 (317 amino acids)
Biological process (GO): phosphatidylcholine biosynthetic process
Source: RefSeq, a predicted model, not a curated record